AUGGCUAAGCGGUCAAAAGAAUGCUCAAAAUUGGUAAUUAAAUCUAUUGUCUCUGUGGGAUCGAUAUCCGUACUUCCGGAUUAUAUUACUUGUGCGAUACCGUCACUUACGGUUAGCAGUCAACAAGUUUUUGGCUCCGUUGCCGUGGACAAUUGCGUAUUUAAUAGACUAAGAGUCAAGAAUUCUUGGAAAAUUUGGUCAAAGUGUAUGCAUAAUACACGGAGUUCCAAGCUUCCGCUAGAACCUUUUCAACAUGACCUCUCCAGUUUCGAAAGAGGUAUUCGAAAGUCAUCCCAAAAAUCAGAUACUAUAGGGGAUCAAGCUAGACAUCAUGACGGGUAUGUCCCGCCAUUUUCUAAUGUUGAUAUGAUUCCGCCUCACCAUCCACAAAAUGUUGAGGUAGCACCAGUUCAACAAAGGCAACCAAGGAAUCAAAACAGACAACAACAACAAGCACCUAAAAGGCGCACUUUGGGUGAAUUCUUUUUACCCGAUGUUGAUCAUGCUAAUUUUGGAUGUUUUGCACCACCUAUUCAGGCAAAUACUUUUGAGAUCAAAACUAGCACGAUUAGUCUACUUGAGAAUCGAUGCCAAUUUUAUGGUUUGCCUAGUGAAUAUCCAAAUGCACAUAUUUCGAAAUUUUUGGAGGUGCGCACUAGAAAUUCCAUCACGACAUGGGGACAACUUGCACAAGCUUUUCUCAACAAAUAUUUCCGUUUGGGGAAGACGGCAAGAUUGACGAAAGAAAUUAUUGAUUUCUUUCAACAUGAUGGAGAAGCUUUGAAUGGAGCGUGGGAGAGAUUCAAUAAACUUCAACGAAGUUGCCCACAUCACCAUCUCCAGAAGGAACAUUUAAUUCAGAUAUUUUGUAAUGGUAUUAAUGAGCAUACUAGAGCUAUUAUUGAUGCAGCUUCAGAAGGCUCAAUCAUGAGGAAGACGUACGAAGAAGCACUUGCAUUAUUAGAUGAAUUGGCUAUAAACAGCAGUUCUCGGCCUACUGAGAGGCUGAGACAAUCAAAUCAAAAGGGCAUGAUGACCUUAGAGCAGAUCCAAGAGUUGGAGGUGAUGAAAACAAAGAACGCUGCCCUCCAAGCUCAAGUGGAUUUGUACAAAAGACAAAGGAAUGCUCCGAUAGCAGCAGUGCAAGCAGGAUGCGAAUUUUGUGGAGAUAUCAGCCACUCAGGAGGAGAAUGCUUAAUUUCAGAACAAACCACAAAUGAACAGGUAAAUUACGUUGGCGGACAAUGGAAUGACCCAUAUUCUAACACUUAUAAUCCAGGAUGGAGGAAUCAUCCGAAUUUUUCUUGGAAAGAUACAAAUCAUUCAGGUCCAAACAACGCGAAUACUCAGGCAAAUGCAGGAAGGAACCGCUAUCAACCUAAUCAAGGUAAUUUUAAUUCUAACAAGUAUGGUAGUAGGCCACAAAAUCCUCAUGGAUUUCAAUCAAACAGGAAUCAAGAUGAUGGAAGCAAGCUCGAUAAAAUUUUGGAGCGAUUUGAGAAGUUUGAAGCAGAAGCGCGACAGAAAGAUAAAAAUCAAGCAGCCGCCUUCCAUCAUCUCGAGGGUGGUCUACCAUCCACUACAGAGACAAAUCCCAAAGAGCAAGUUAAGGCUGUCGAGCGUAGGAGCGGGAUGGCUCUUAAUGAUCCACAUGGUAAGAAGCCUAUAGAAGUCAAUGAUGAGCCAAAUAUUGACGAAGCGAGUUCAAGCAACAUAAAGGCAAGCGAGGGGGUAAUAGUCGAGGAUGCAACUCCUGAGGUUAGACCACCACCACCUCCUCCAUAUGUGCCUAAGUAUGCGAAGUUUCUCAAAGACACAAUUAUGAACAAGCGGAGUUGGAAAGAUAAAGGCACUAUCUCAUUGACUGAAAACUGCAGCUCAAUCAUUUUGAGUGAUUUACCCACAAAACUGAAAGAUCCAGGGAGUUUUACUAUUCCUUGCACCAUUGGAAAUUUAAAUUAUGUGAACUGUUUAUGUGAUUUAGGUGCAAGUAUCAAUUUAAUGCCUCUGUUUCUUUUUAGAAAUUUGUUUCGUAAUCAAUCAGUGAAACAGACUUCAAUGGUACUCCAACUGGCCGACCAGUCAAUCAAGAAACCAUAUGGAGUGUUCGAAGAUGUUCUAGUCAAAGUGGAUAAGUUUAUCUUUCCAGUAGACUUUGUCAUUCUUGAUUAUGCAGUUGAUAAAAACUGA
Molecule: messenger RNA, 2190 nt
Organism: Mercurialis annua (annual mercury)
Lineage: Eukaryota; Viridiplantae; Streptophyta; Magnoliopsida; Malpighiales; Euphorbiaceae
Exons: 7
Coding region: 1-2190 (729 amino acids)
Source: RefSeq, a predicted model, not a curated record